This is a messenger RNA of Coniosporium apollinis CBS 100218, 1623 nucleotides long. RefSeq lists its product as uncharacterized. The transcript has 5 exons. The record is from RefSeq and is a predicted model, not a curated record. Gene Ontology annotation, cellular component: U1 snRNP; U2-type prespliceosome; commitment complex. The coding region runs from base 1 to 1623 and encodes 540 amino acids. NCBI's taxonomy places the organism in Eukaryota, Fungi, Ascomycota, Dothideomycetes. Gene Ontology annotation, molecular function: protein binding. Gene Ontology annotation, biological process: RNA processing; mRNA 5'-splice site recognition.
AUGGCCGACAUCAGCUUUGGCGGCACCGACGAGGAGAACGCCGAGCUUAGGAAGCUCAACGCGGAAGUACUUGCGAACGCUGAUGAAUUCGAAUCAUGGGAGAAGCUCGUCCGCGCAGCCGAGUCGCAGGAAGGCGGCCUGAACCGAAACUCGAGCCCGCAAGCAAUCGCAUCUGCACGCAAUGUCUACGACCGUCUCCUUGCACGAUUCCCUCUCUUCUUCGGGUACUGGAAGAAAUAUGCCGACAUCGAAUUCUCCAUCGCGGGCACUGAGGCAGCCGAGAUGGUCUACGAACGGGGCGUCGCCAGCAUCACCAAUUCUGUAGAUCUUUGGACGAACUACUGCGCCUUCAAGGUCGAGACUAGUCACGACUCGGACUUGAUUCGAGAAUUGUUCGAAAGAGGCGCCAACUGUGUUGGCCUUGACUUCUUGGCGCAUCCAUUUUGGGACAAGUACGUCGAAUUUGAAGAGCGCCUUGAAGCUCAGGAUAGAAUAUUCGGCAUCCUGACCCGUGUUAUCCAUAUCCCGAUGCAUCAGUAUGCACGAUACUUUGAGCGGUACCGUACCCUCGCCGCCUCACGUCCAAUCAUCGAGCUCGCCCCUUCGGAUGUUGUCGCGCAGCUUCGUUCCGCCAUCAGCAUGGAUCCUAUGCUUAGCGGGAGGGGUGAUGCAGAGCUGGAACGGGAACUACGGACACGGAUCGACAACUUUCAUCUCGAGAUCUUCAACCGAACCCAGACCGAGACAACCAAGCGGUGGACGUAUGAGCAGGAGAUCAAGCGGCCGUACUUCCACGUUACGGAUCUUGACGAUGCUCAGCUCACGAAUUGGCGGAGAUACCUGGACUUCGAGGAGUCUGAAGGCGACUAUCAGCGCGUCGUCUUCCUAUACGAGCGGUGUCUAGUCACGGCAGCGCUCUACGACGAGUUCUGGCUGCGUUAUUCCCGAUGGAUGCUUGCUCAACCUGGAAAGGAAGAAGAGGUGCGCAAUAUCUAUCAGCGUGCCAGCUGUUUGUACGUUGCAAUAGCAGAACCGUUGGUCCGGCACCAGUACGCGCUCUUUGAAGAGAUGACCGGCAGGGUGGAUGUUGCGCGGGCUAUCUAUGAAGCCAUCCUCAUCAACAUUCCUGGACAUAUCGACACGAUUAUCAUGCUAGCCACUUUACAACUUCGCCAUAGCGGCCUUGAAGCAGCCAUCGCAACAUACCGAGAACAGAUUGAGUCCCCUUCGCUUGACACGCAGACCAAGGGUGCUUUGGUGAGCGAGUGGGCGCGCCUGCUGUGGAAGAUUGAGGAUCUGCCGGAAGAGGCUCGACAAGUCUAUCAGAAGAACCAGCACUGGUAUCUUGACGUUGAGCGGUUCUGGAUCAACUAUUUCAUGUUCGAGCUUGAGCAGCCGACAAACUCCAAGACAAAGUCCGCGCACCAUGCUCGCGUCAAGGGCGUCCUGGAUCAGGUGCGGCAGAAGUCGCGCAUCCCUGCGCAGGCUGUACACCUCAUCUCCGAUCACUACAUGAACUAUCUCCUCGAGCGCGGGAUCCCGAAUGCUGCCAAAGAGCGCUUGCUCUUGGACAAGGAAAUCAAUGGCACAAAGCUACUGAGGACGGGAGACCGGGCUCAAUGA